Messenger RNA from Carica papaya (papaya), 3401 nucleotides. NCBI's taxonomy places the organism in Eukaryota, Viridiplantae, Streptophyta, Magnoliopsida, Brassicales, Caricaceae. The record is from RefSeq and is a predicted model, not a curated record.
CUUCCCUCUCUCAGAAGAAAAAGAUCUGUUAAUUCUUCUGCAGCCGGCGGGUUCUUUCGUUUACGAGCCGGUUCUUCUUGAUCAGAUUUGGAAACGUCUUUGUACUAGUAUUCAUCCCCUGACCCUGCACCAUCACUAUUACCGGCAGAAGCAAGUCAGAGCUCAUGAAGUUGUUUGUCCACCCAUUCCUAUUCUAAUUGCUAAACCAGGUCGUUGCUAAUGGACACUGUGAUUGAGAAACAAUUAAGUUUAGACCGUAGUAAUGGUGAUUAAGAGAAUGAGGGAAAUGCAAGGACUUUCUUGGCCAGUGAGAAAGCAAAGGAUGCCAAGAGUCCCUCGACCUGAAAAUAAUGAACAUACAGCAGAAAAGGUGAGAGAUAAACAUAAGGAGUCAUUCCCAGACAGGAAAAUUUCAUCCAAGAGACGGGAGCUAACUGAGACAGCUGAAUUCUUAGAGGAUAAGAGAGUUCCUAAGAAGCAGCGGAGUGCUUUGAAAGUGAGGGAUACUUUUGAAGAUGGGGCCAUAGCAGAUCAAUGGGAAGAAGAAAUGUCUGUUUUUAUGAAGAUGAAAUCACACAGAAGGCGCAGAAAUUCAGACAGCAAGGUGACUGAAAGAAUUUCAGAGCAGGAAACUUGUGAUUCUACAGUUACCUAUUCAUGUUCACCUCCCUCAUCACGAUCUUCUUCCAACUCAUCAGCUUCAACCUUGAAAAGUGAUAGUAGUACUGGCUGUAGAGGCCGAAAAAGAAAUGUAAAGGUUCAAAAUGAAAGUGAAUGCUCUAAGUGCCAUCAAUGUAUGAGAGCUGAAAGAAAAAAUGUUGUUCCUUGUACAAAUUGCAAAGAUAAAGUUUAUUGUCUCCAUUGUAUAAGGCAGUGGUACCCUCAAUUGUCAGAAGAAGUUGUUAGGCGUAAAUGCCCUUUCUGCUGCAGAAAUUGCAACUGCAGUAUAUGCUUACACUUAAGUGGAUUAAUCAAGACAUCAAAGAGAGAGAUAACCCAUCAUGAAAAGGUUCAACAUCUCCAUUACUUGAUUGAGUCACUGCUUCCAUUCCUGAAGCAAAUAUGUGAAGUACAAAGGCAAGAGAUAGAGAUUGAGGCUAAGAUUCAAGGGAUACAUCCUGCUGCAGUUGAAAUUCCUCAGACACUUUGUUUCAGUGAUGAGCGCAUCUAUUGCAACCAUUGUGCAACUUCAAUUGUUGACCUUCACCGGAGCUGCCCAAAAUGUUCUUAUGAACUCUGUCUCAGCUGUUGCCAGGAAAUUCGUCAAAGGUGCCUCUUGGGGCGUGCUGAGAUAAAAUUUCAAUAUGUGAACAGAGGAAGUGACUAUAUGCAUGGAGGAGAUCCUUUAACUGAAUCCUGUCUUCCUGAAACUUAUGAGGAUAAUGUUGAGGCUCUAGUUCAGUGGAAUGACAAUGAAGAUGGUAGCAUUACUUGUGCCCCAACAGAACUAGGAGGAUGCGGUGAUUGUGUAUUGGGGCUCAGGCGCAUUCUUCCAGUGGAUUGGAUUUCAGACUUGGAAGUGAAGGCCAAAAAUUUAUUUGGUGAAUGCAAUACCCAGAUAAGAAGUUUGACGUGCAAGUGUUCUGAAUCAGGCACAAGCAUGUUACGGAGAGCUGCAUCUAGAGAAGGAUCCAAUGACAAUUACCUGUAUUGCCCAGCAUCAAAGGAGAUUCUGCAGGAGGAAGAACUUCUGCACUUUAGAAAGCACUGGCUUAAAGGCGAACCAAUAAUCGUUCGCGAUGUUCUGGAAAAUACUUCUGGUUUAAGCUGGGAACCUUUGGUCAUAUGGCGUGCAUUGUGUGAAAAUGUGGAUUCAUCAACCAGUUCUAGCAUGUCAGAAGUGAAGGCAAUUGAUUGUUUGGCUGGUUGUGAGGUGGAAAUCAAUACUCGCCAAUUUUUUGAGGGGUACAUGGAAGGAAGAAGAUACCAAAAUUUCUGGCCCGAGAUGCUGAAGCUAAAGGACUGGCCUCCAUCGGAUAGGUUUGAAGAUCUUUUGCCACGCCAUUGUGAUGAAUUUAUUUGUGCGUUGCCCUUCCAAGAAUACUGUGAUCCUAGGGCCGGCAUCCUAAAUCUUGCUGUGAAGUUUCCACAAGAUGUCCUAAAGCCAGACAUGGGUCCCAAAACAUAUAUUGCUUAUGGGCUUGCAGAGGAGCUGGGGAGAGGAGACUCUGUGACAAAGCUACACUGUGAUAUGUCAGAUGCAGUCAAUAUUUUGACACAUACUGCAGAAGUAACAUUAACCAAAGAGCAGCAGUCUGCUAUUGAAAUAUUGAAGAGGAAACACAAGGGGCAGGAUGAAAGAGAAUGUUUAGAACGACAGGAAGUACAGAAACAUCCUGCGGAAGUGCUUGGUGCAGGAAGUAUUGACCGGAAAGAAUGGAUGAAUGUCUCUGGAAUAAGCAGUCUACAGGAGCAAGAGGCUUCAGAAAAUACUAGUCACCAGGAACAAGAUGCGUCAGAAAGUACCAGUCAACAGGAACAAUUCUUAGAGGAAACUGGUGAUGCUCUAUGGGAUAUUUUUAGGAGAGAAGAUAUCCCUGAAUUAGAAGAAUAUCUGAAAAAGCACUCCAAAGAAUUCAGGCACACCUAUUGUACUCCAGUGAAACAGGUUAUCCAUCCAAUUCACGACCAAUCUUUUUACUUGACUGUGGAGCACAAAAGGAAGUUGAAGGCAGAAUUUGGAGUUGAGCCAUGGACUUUUACACAGCGACUAGGGGAGGCUGUAUUUAUUCCUGCAGGAUGUCCCCACCAAGUUAGAAAUCUCAAGUCAUGUACAAAAGUAGCUGCAGACUUUGUGUCUCCCGAAAACAUCCACGAGUGCCUCCGCUUGACUGAGGAGUUCCGGAAACUUCCCAAGAAUCAUAGGGCCAGGGAAGACAAACUUGAGGUAAGAAACAUAACUUCUUGUCAACAUUCUUUUUCUAAAUUUCUUCUUCUGUCUGUAUUUUCUCAUACCUUGCAAUACUUUGCUGUCUGCCGCAUGAUCAUGUCUGGAGCAGAUCAAGAAAAUGAUCAUUUAUGCAGUUGAAGAAGCUAUCCGAGAUCUGCAACAUGUUAUGAAUUUCCAGAUUGAUUAGGACAAGCUACUUCGGUGAGUAAACAAUUGGGGCAAUUAAGAGCAUAUUCAUAACAACAGUCAGAUUUGCUCUUUAACUGUUAGCUUCUGUAGAGAAUUAACAUAGGAUUUUUGAGGAAUAACUAUUGAAGGGAAGAAUUUUGAAUUUUUCAUAACAUGAAUAAAGGUUCGCAUUUGUAUUUGCUCCUCUUCCUUGUAAAGUUUUGCGAUGCUCGGAAGUCAAUUUGUAUUCAGUUCGAAUAAAUUACUUUUGUUGAUUCUUUCUGUUAAGAUUGAGAAUAAAAAUCUAUCAUUCUGGAAUAAAAUCUAUCACAGUAAAAUUGAA